This is a messenger RNA of Lycium ferocissimum, 2168 nucleotides long. RefSeq names its product nucleobase-ascorbate transporter 7-like. Gene Ontology annotation, biological process: transmembrane transport. NCBI's taxonomy places the organism in Eukaryota, Viridiplantae, Streptophyta, Magnoliopsida, Solanales, Solanaceae. The transcript has 14 exons. The coding region runs from base 246 to 1835 and encodes 529 amino acids. The record is from RefSeq and is a predicted model, not a curated record. Gene Ontology annotation, molecular function: transmembrane transporter activity. Gene Ontology annotation, cellular component: membrane.
CAACCACUAACUUUUUUUUAAAGGUUACAAGGUGCCACUCUUUCGUGUUUCAUGAUGAAUAGGAAUUUAGUACGUAUGAAAUAUGAAGACGUACUUUGAAAUUUCUCUAUUACGUAGUCCAUGAUAUUUACUCUUGCAUGGUUAAUAUAAAUUAAAGUACUUCAGCAUAUAUGUAGAAAGAAGAGGAAUUGGAAAGUUUGAACUAGUGUUGUUCUUUAAUUUGUUGUUGGAGUUAAGUCAGAGAGAUGACACCUGGGGUAAAAGCUGAUGAAUUGGUGGCACAUCCAGUGAAGGACCAAUUACCAGGAGUCGAUUACUGUGUCAACAGCAACCCUUCUUGGCCCGAGGCCAUUAUUCUGGGUUUUCAGCACUACUUAGUUAUGCUGGGAACUACUGUCAUUAUCCCUACCGUCAUUGUACCUCAAAUGGGUGGUGGAAAUGAGGAGAAAGCUCAAGUAAUUCAAACUUUGCUCUUUGUUGCUGGGCUGAACACUCUUUUGCAGUCUUGGUUUGGAACCCGUCUUCCUGUGGUGAUAGGUGGAUCAUUCACAUUCAUAAUUCCAGCUGUUUUUGUUGCAUUAUCAAGUAGAUACAAUACAUAUCUUGAUCCUCGUGAGAGGUUUAAACAGUCGAUGAGAGGAAUGCAGGGAGCUCUGAUGAUCGCAUCCAUACUUCCCAUACUAAUCGGCUUUCUGGGACUCUGGAGAAUUGUUGUAAGGGUCCUUUCCCCUCUCUCUGCAGCUCCACUAGUGUUGCUUGUUGGCCUUGGCCUAUAUGUGCAAGGUUUUCCGCUUCAGCUUGCAGAAUGUGUUGAAAUUGGUCUUCCAGGAUUAAUCAUACUAAUAUUGUUGUCACAAUACAUCCCUCACAUGUGGAAAUUAAAGCGUCCCAUAUUUGAGCGAUUUGCUGUCCUAUUGUCAAUUGCUAUAGUGUGGGCAUAUGCAGCUCUUCUCACUGUGACAGGUGCAUACAACAAUAGAUCUCCACAGACUCAGUUCAGUUGUCGUGUUGAUCGCUCUGGGAUCAUUAGUGGAGCUUCAUGGAUAAAAUUUCCUUAUCCGUGGCAAUGGGGUGCUCCCAAAGUUGAUGCUGGGGAUGCAUUUGUUAUGAUGGCUGCAGCUUUGGUUUCUCUUGUCGAGUCUACAGGAGCAUUUAUAGCAGCUGCGAGAUUUGGCAGUGUAACACAUACACCGGGUUCAGUAAUUAGCCGUGGUGCUGGUUGGCUGGGAUUAGGCAUUUUGCUGAAUGGUCUAUUUGGAACUGCAAGUGGAUCUACUGUAUCAGUUGAAAAUGUAGGUCUUUUGGCGUUGACACGAGUUGGAAGCAGAAGAGUGAUUCAAAUAUCUGCAUUAUUCAUGUUUUUCUUUUCCGUGUUAGGAAAAUUUGGAGCUGUUCUUGCUUCCAUACCUCUGCCAAUUAUUGGAGCUUUGUACUGUGUCUUCUUUGCCCUCAUGUCUUCUGCUGGUCUUGGAUUACUUCAGUUCUGCAAUCUCAACAGCUUCAGAACUAAAUUUAUAUUAGGUUUGUCUAUCUAUUUGGGUCUUUCUGUGCCACAAUACUUCAAUGGUUAUGUGAUAACCACUGGUGAUGGUCCAGUUCACUCUGGCUCGGCCUGGUUUAACAAAAUAAUGCAAGUAAUCUUCACGUCCCCGCCCACAGUGGCAGGAAUUGUGGCAUUGUUCUUGGACUUAACUCUUGCUCGCAAACAUGCGACAACAAAGAAAGACAGUGGCAGGCACUGGUGGGCAAAGUUCAAGUAUUUUGACAAAGAUCCUAGGAGCGAAGAGUUCUAUUCUCUCCCUUAUGGCCUUUCCAAGUACUUCCCCUCAGUAUAAUACAAUACAACAUAACCCCAAGUGGAGGGAAAAGACUAGCAUUUUGUACAGACAGAUGGGGAAAAGGAAAUAAGAAAGAAAUAAUACAUGUAAGUUGGUUAGGAUCAACUUGGUGGUCAAGUACAGGACAUGAAGUUAUAUUAUUUUACAUUGAUCUCAAGUAUGUCCUGCUGUUAUUAGAUAGCCCUUAAUUGCUUAAAACAAAGGCCGUUAUAGUCAUAUUUAUGUAUAAUAAUACAGAUUCGCACGUCCACCGACCGAGUGUCAAUUUCGUGCCUUCAAUUAGUUUUAACCACACCAUGAUCUCAACACCGGACAUGGUUCAUUUUCUUA